ACAGAUUAGAUUGGGCUUUAGGAGUGUCUGUCUACUUAGAAGGAGGAUGAAAUUUAACAAAUAAUAUUUACUGAUAAAAUAAUAGAAUCCUCUAGCAAAACAAUUCUGAUUGCUGCUGCCAAUAGUUCCAUAGUUGUAAAAUAAUAUCUAAAAUUUGAAGGUAUUGAAUUAUUUAAAUGGCCCUCUCAAUCACCAGAUAUGAAUCCGAUUGAGAAUGUUUGGGUAUGGGUUAAAAAUUAGCUAGAGAUUUAUUCAUAAGAAUAAAUUUUAAGAUUAAAAUUAGCUAUGAAAACAAGCUUAAAUUGCUUUUUUCUGAGAGUGUGUACUAAUUUAAUAAGACACAUGUAUUUAAAUUACUAAAAUAGAAUAAAUGAAUUAAUCAAAAAUGCAAGGAAUUCUACAAAAUAUUGA
This is a messenger RNA of Tetrahymena thermophila SB210, 411 nucleotides long. RefSeq lists its product as hypothetical. The transcript has a single exon. Gene Ontology annotation, molecular function: nucleic acid binding. Lineage: Eukaryota; Ciliophora; Oligohymenophorea; Hymenostomatida; Tetrahymenidae. The record is from RefSeq and is a predicted model, not a curated record.